UUGGGGUAAACCGUGAAAAUUUUUCGGCGCACGAAUCUACUUCAUUCUCUUCGCGUGAAAGAAAAAAAAUUGUGAAAUUUUCUUCGCUUCCAGGCAUUGAAAAAAGCCCAAAAUUGUAGAGAAAUUCCUUUUGAAAGGUGGUAAGUGGACAUUUGGGUGGUGCAAGGAAGAGAUUUCCAUUGAAGAUUGGACAAGAAAUCAAGGGAGGGGCUGUGUUUUUGAAACUUGUAAACGCGUGUGCGUCUGGCCCCUCAGAGAAAGAGAAUUUAGUUCUUUUUUUUUUCAUUCAAAAGGGAACUCCACAAGGCAAAUAGAGCGCCCCCCAUUUGACCCCGUAAUCCCCCCUUUUGUUUCGGGACUGUGUACAACACAGUAUGUUGAUGAAGAAAAAUUCCCUUUGAAAUUUAAAGGUCCACAAAAGACAAAAAAAUUAUUUGCGCCAUUCCGGGGAAUCCUCUGUGUGUGUCCGGAAGGUGAAAACGGGAUUGUUAGAAGAUUCACAGGGCAAGGAAAACUUCUCGUAUCAGGUGGAUAGAACGCAAAACAGCAAGAAAUGUCAUCAAGUACCCGUGUAAAGUUGCCCAUUGGCUCAACAUCAGCUGGCACAUCGAGUAAAUCCAAUGUUUGCGCCUACUAUGCAAAAGGUAUGUGUCGCUUUGGGGAGUGCUGCCGUUUUGCCCACAUUGAUCCACCUGCGGAUGAUGCAGCCGACGACCAUGAAGCACAUCCUGUUGCUGGGACAUCCACUGCAGCAGGACCCCCCAUUAAUCCAGAUGAUCCCCAGAGUUGGGUCCUGGCACCGGUCUUUGUGCCAAAACAACGCAUUGACACAGAGAAACUCUCCUAUGCUGAGGUGUGUCGUGACCCCAAUAUGAUGGAGGAGGAGGAAUUUGCUGCUGCUGAAGCACCCCUUGUUGUCACCCAACCAGAAUUGUGUCCCUAUGUGAAGAUUAACGAUGAAUUCGGCAUGUGUGCCUACGGUGAUGCCUGCGUGUACGCUCAUGGGGAUCUGUGUGAUCUCUGUGGCCAAUUCUGCCUUCAUCCCACAGACGAGGAACAGCGCAAAAAUCACAAUGUACAGUGCAUUAGGCAGCACGAGAAAGACAUGGAGCUGUCCUUUGCCAUUGCGCGCUCAAAGGAUAAACUCUGUGGCAUUUGCUUCGAGGUGAUAAUGGAAAAGUCCGGGCGUGAUCAGCGAUUUGGUAUUCUGCCCAAUUGCAAUCACAUCUUCUGCCUCGAAUGCAUCCGAAAGUGGCGACAGGCCAAACAGUUUGAUAACAAAAUUAUUCGAUCCUGUCCCGAAUGUCGAGUAGCGUCAGAUUUUGUCUGCCCCAGCACCUAUUGGGUUGACACCCAGGAGGAGAAACUGAAACUCAUUGAGGAAUAUAAAGCAGCACUCAAUGCUAAAGACUGUAAAUACUACAAAAAGGGAAGUGGAUCUUGUCCAUUUGGCAACAAAUGCUUCUACAAACACGCAGACAGAGAUGGAAAGUUGGUUGAUUUGGGUGCACCAAGGCGACGAUUUGUCCAAUCUGGAACACAUCCUAAUGAAUUGGAAAUUCUACAGCAAUUGAUAUUUUGGGACUUUAUCGAGGCAUAUGAAGUAGAUUCAAACUUAUCAGAUAGCGAUGAUUCCGAUUGGUCUGAAUAUUUGUAUAAUAUUCAAUAAGGACAAAACACACACAAACACACGAAAAGAAAAGUAAAAAAAAGGGAUAAAUUGUGUAUCGUCGAAAUCAUUAUUUUUGUGAUUUUUUUUGCUAUUGGAAACGGCAUCAUCUUUCUUUUAAAAACAACCUACCAACCAACUUUCUUCGAAACCAACAAAAAAAUAAAUGCUUCAUUUUAGGAAAGAGAAAAAAAACACAUUUAGGAUGAAAAAAAAUUUUGAUUUUCUUUUACUUUGAGAGAAUUUUUGUAGACCUAGAGAGACACGCCCUAAUAAUGGACAAAUUUUAUAAUUCAAAAAAAAAAAAAAAACAAAGAAAAACUCUUAAAAAGAGGUGAAAAAAAAUAAAGAAGGCGGCACAGAAAACAAAUUAUUAACGCAGAUCUCUCAGAAUUUGAAAACAAACAAAAAAAUCUAUAUAUGUAUUAAACAAAAUGAAGGAGAGUCCUUUUUGUAAAAAAAAAAUAAAUGCUUAAAAUUGUUAAACAUUUAAUAGAAAAAAAAGAAGAACAUACAGCAUACAUUAAAAAAAAGUCAAAUAAAAAGCUAAAAAAACAAGUGUCUAAGAAAAAUUAUAUAAAACAAAAUGUAAUUUUUAAAUGUUUCACAAAAUCUUGAAGAAUUCAUUGAGAGAGUGAGAGAGAUAGAAAAGAACAAAACACAAAAAAGAAACAAAAUAUUAAAGAAAAAAAACAUACUAGGAUUUAGAACAAAAAAAAUCUGACAAAUUUCAACGCAACGCGUCAUGAAUUUAUCUUUCGGGGGAAAAUAAUAAUUACAUAAUAUUGUUGUGGAAAGGACGCGGAUCUAUUUACUUACAUGUAAGAAAAGGUCAUUUAUAUUACCAUUAAA
This is a messenger RNA of Lutzomyia longipalpis, 2521 nucleotides long. RefSeq names its product E3 ubiquitin-protein ligase makorin-1. Lineage: Eukaryota; Metazoa; Arthropoda; Insecta; Diptera; Psychodidae. Gene Ontology annotation, biological process: protein polyubiquitination. Gene Ontology annotation, molecular function: metal ion binding; ubiquitin protein ligase activity. The transcript has 4 exons. The coding region runs from base 554 to 1669 and encodes 371 amino acids. The record is from RefSeq and is a predicted model, not a curated record.